CGACUCACAACACUAAAAGCUUAGAACUACGUCGAGAGAAAUUUUUUUAACACCAAUACAAUUUGCAAAUUUUACGCACUUGAAAUUCAUUUAUACACGAAAUACUUUCAACUUGAACAAUAGAGAUAGUGCUCGUGGGUUAAUUACUAAGCAGCAGCAGCAGCUAAAACAAUAGGCGAGGCGAUAGCAACAACAAAAGAGAGCAAAGUCGAAUGCAACUGGCAUCAUCAAUUAACUGUGUUUGUGUUGUUGUUUUCUUCAUAAAUUUGCUGUUGUUGUGACCUAGCCGUAAAUUGCACUUACGAUAGCCGCCGCCGACGUCGCCGCAGCAGCAACAACUACAAGGAAACACAAUUUUCGAGUUCUCGUUCAAGCAACUGGCUUACGAUCUAAAAUUAUUUAGCAUUUCAACAUAAUCAUUACCAUCAUCGUUAGUAAUGUCGUCGUCAACGGCGUCCGCAUCCGGCGCCCGCAAACAACCCACAGCGGUGUCGCGCAUGAAACAGGAUUACAUGCGACUCAAGCGUGAUCCUUUGCCCUAUAUCACUGCCGAACCGCUGCCCAACAACAUCCUCGAGUGGCACUAUUGCGUCAAGGGUCCCGAAGAUUCGCCAUACUAUGGUGGCUACUAUCAUGGCACACUUUUGUUUCCCCGCGAGUUCCCCUUUAAGCCGCCAUCGAUCUACAUGCUGACACCGAAUGGACGCUUCAAAAUCAACACGCGACUGUGCUUGAGUAUUUCAGACUUUCAUCCAGAUACGUGGAAUCCCACUUGGUGCGUUGGCACAAUACUCACGGGCUUACUCAGUUUUAUGCUGGAGAGCACGCCGACAUUGGGCUCCAUUGAGUCGUCGAAUUAUGACAAGCAAGUAUUUGCACAGAAAUCGCUUGCAUUUAAUCUACGCAACACGAACUUCUGCGAACUCUUUCCGGACAUUGUCAGCGAAAUCAAGCAGCGUCUACAAGGCACCCAAGCAGGAAGCUCUUCUUCAUCCUCCUCCUCAGCCGCCUCCGCUUCCAAGUCUAGUUCAAGUGGCGCCGCAACAAAACGCACCAAAGGCAACAGCAGCACAACAGAUGCCACAGACAGUCCACAAACAAGUGCCAGCAAUGGGGGACAAUCAACAAUGCCAACGGAUGCCUGCGAUGCCAAUGGAUCUGUCGCGUUGGGCGCUGCAGCAGCUGGCGUGGAUUUGGGAGGAGGUGUUGCUGGGCCGGCAGCGCUUAAGAAUUGUGCACGAAAUUCCUAUUUAAAUUGGCAGUCGAUCUAUUCGAACCUGGUGAUUGUAAUCUGUUUUGCAAUAUUUGCACUCAUUGUUAAUUACGUGAUCAAGAACCUGAAUCAGGAAUAGAAUUUAAUUUCUCUUUCCCGCUGUCGUCGUCGAAAACAUUUCACAUGCACACGAGUCAUGUCCUUUCAUCCUCUUAGAAGAGCUCAAUCAGCAAUAAACAAAAACAAAGCUUGAAAAGUAUUUGCUUCAUCCCCCGAGACCUCGAUUGAAGUUACAUGUCUGAUCUGAUGACCAAUCAACAUUAUUGGCAAGAGUAACGCAAAAAGAAUUAUUCAAUUUCAAUUUACUCGUAAAAUAAAUUGUUUUGUUAUGUA
Molecule: messenger RNA, 1606 nt
Organism: Drosophila nasuta
Lineage: Eukaryota; Metazoa; Arthropoda; Insecta; Diptera; Drosophilidae
Product: ubiquitin-conjugating enzyme E2 J2
Exons: 5
Coding region: 438-1352 (304 amino acids)
Source: RefSeq, a predicted model, not a curated record